Messenger RNA from Ectocarpus sp. CCAP 1310/34, 2821 nucleotides. The record is from the annotation of a GenBank genome assembly. Lineage: Eukaryota; Phaeophyceae; Ectocarpales; Ectocarpaceae.
UGUCACACUUGACAUAAGUGCAUACACAUAAGACAGACAUGAAGACGAUCUUAAAGGAGUACAACUGGCGCGCGCGCGCUCUCGGAAGACACGCACACAGCAGUGGGCUCCACACGCACACACGCCCGCGCGCGGACUGCUCGGCAUGGCACGCUCUAGCCCUUCAAGCUCCAGCUCUAGCUCCAGCUCUAGCUCCAGCUCCAGCUCCAGCUCCUCCAGCUCUAGCUCUAGCUCUAACUCAAGCUCAAGCUCAAGCUCAAGUUCCAGCUCGGACUCCGAGGUGGAGGUCGUGCGGCCUUCGAAUCCGGAUCAGCAGCAGCGCGGAUCGACCGAUACGAGGAGGAAUCCACCGAAGGAUCCCUCUUCCGGUGGCCUUGGUGCGGUUCAGCAAAGCAUACUCAACUUUGUUCCUUACGCGCCCGUCCUAAGGGUGCCCGGCCCACCGAGGAGGCGCAACAACAAACGCCAAAAGGUGGUGGAAGCAGCGGCAGCGACCCAAGCAGCACCCCGGCCAGCGGCCCACAUCGCCAAGACCAGGGUAGUCAGAGUAAACAAAGAUCGGAGGAAACCACGCGACGAUGGUGAGGAGGGAGACGACGAGGAGGAAGAGGAGGAGGAGGAGGAAGAGGAAGAGGAGAGAGACGCGGUGGGAGGCAAGCGCAAAAAGCUGCCACGGAGUGGGAGGCUGUGGCAGAAAAAGAUUGUUAUCAAACCUGUGGUGGGUGCCCACGAGAGGGUCAAGGACUUUCCGGGCCAGAGGCUGGAAGUUCUGGGCGGCGGCCUCUACUGCCAGGCAUGCAAGAAGUCGCUCCAGAUAAAGAAAUCCACCGUCAAGAACCACUGUCUGUCCAAGGAGCACACCCUGGCAGUGAAGGACUUCGCGAGGAAGCAAGCGGACAUACAGACGUCUCUGGACAUGUUCCAGGAACACUCUGAACUCGCCGGAGGCAGCUACGGCAAUAGUCUUCACCCCAAGGAACUGAUGACGCAGUUGAUGGCAGUGGAGGCGUGCUUGUCUAGCGGGGUUGCUCUCAACGCUCUCGACCAACCGUUGAAGAAAGAGUUUUUUCGGCACGUGGGGGCAAGGCUCCAGACGGCACGACACCUUGCCAACCACAUCCCGUUCAUUCUCAACAAAGAGAAAAAGAAAAUUCUCGAUGAGCUUGGGGACUCCCGGUACUCCAUCACUUUCAACGAGACGCCGUACCGCGCUGCGUGCUUCGGGGUUGGCAUCCGCUUCAUCACCAAGGCAGGAAAGAUUACCCAGCGAGUGCUUAGCUUGAGCAUGCUGAGCAAGUCCAUGGACUUUGCGGCCAUCAACGGCGAAGUCAUGAAGGUCGUGGUGGACGACUACAGGUUGGACCGGCAAAAGUGCGUCGGCUUCAUGCUCGACGGAUGCUCCGCCAACCUGAAGGCCCUCGACACGCUGAAAAUGAACUUUCGGAUCGCUACCGGCGUGCGGUGCUUUUCCCACCUUUGCAAAAACAGCGGCAACGAGAUGAACUCGGAUGACACCGACAAGUUCGCCGGCCACUUGCACACCCUGCUGAGCCACAGCCACAACGCGAAAGACUUGUGGUUGCAAGAGACGGGGGGGGUGGCGCCUCCGAAGCCACCGUCGCACCGCUGGAGCUCGCGUUUUGAGCGGAACGACUGCUUGGUGCGGAACUGGCAGCAGAUGAAGUCCUUCGUCAACAAGUUCACUUCGGCCGACGAGUCCAAGUCCAAGUCGGCCGCUGCGAUGAGGGACACGCUGGCACACGUUCGGCCGGACAACAUCCACCAGGAGCUCGUCUUGCAGCUGGAAUUUGCGGUAGCUGCGGACGUUGGGAUCCACCUCACGCGUGCUACGCAUCUGCUGGAGGGAGACGGGUUUCUGGGUCUGGCCCUCUCCUUGAACCCUCUGCUCCCUGGCCAAUUGGAGAACAAGGUCAACACGCCUAACGUGAACGCGCUCGUGAGGGAGUACGCCAACAGCUUGAAUGUCGACGAGAACGUCAAGCUUUGGCUCAAGAAGAUGGCAAUCUUUCACAUGCACGGCGUCCGGUACCACGCAUACGCGAGAAUCGGGGACCAUCCGGGAGCUAAGGAACCCGCGACCAUCCGGCUUUUCGAGGGGGCGAGACUGCUGAACUUCACGUUCGUGAAGGGGCACCAACUGGAGGAUCGGACGUACACAUCCUAGCAGAAGUGCUUCCGUUCGUGACACCAACCGUGGUCGCCCUCGUAGAAGAGAUGGAUGCGUACAACGUCGCGGCGGCUGAGACGGAUGCCGGCUGCGAUUUGUGGGCUUUCUGGCAUGACAACAGGCUUAAACUAUCUGCUUGGCACAACGUAGUCCAAGACGUAGCCUUGAUCCAACCCUCUUCCGCUUUCAUGGAACGGGUGUUUUCUGUCCUUCGUGCUUGCGUGGACGACAGGCAGGAGCAUUGUCUCGUAGACCGGAUUGAGGCGGCGGCCCUCCUUAAGUACAACAGGUCUCAGGAGUGCUUGAAGGUAUUUUUCUGUUGCCCUUGCUAUUUGGUUUACAGUGCAAGGCCUUAAGACCUACAGCGGAGAAAGUGGUACGGUUGGCUUUUGCUUUCUGCCGUCUCAUCUUGCUAACCUGCUGAGGAAUUGCCGCUUCCGCUUGCUGUGGGUGCUCCGCAUUGAGACUGGUGAUGUAGAGCUCGUUGGCCGCAGAUAAUGAAGUACUCCUACUUCGUAUAUACUCCGUACUACUUCGAGUAGUACUCGUUUUGGGGACCAGUUUUCGAAGGAGUGAGACGACUGUGAUGAAGGUAACGAGAGCCGAGAGUCUUCGAAAACACAAAACUGCUGA